Molecule: messenger RNA, 1053 nt
Organism: Colletotrichum spaethianum
Lineage: Eukaryota; Fungi; Ascomycota; Sordariomycetes; Glomerellales; Glomerellaceae
Product: tRNase Z TRZ1
Exons: 2
Coding region: 1-1053 (350 amino acids)
Molecular function (GO): tRNA (cytidine-N3)-methyltransferase activity
Source: RefSeq, a predicted model, not a curated record
AUGGCUUCCCUCGCAGCUGGAGAAGCUCUCUCGGGAGCGGAUGAGCAAGUUCUCGUCGAGAAGACGGCCGACCUCAAAGUGUCUGAGCCGACCGGCCAGGGGGAGCAACCACCUCACAGAUCUCACGACCCUCAGUACAACCAAAAGAGGAGCGACCCAUUCCAGUUUGGCAGCCGUCUGCUUAGCGAGCAGGAUGAUGUCUUCGAGUUCAACGCUUGGGACCAUGUCGAGACUGACGAUGCAUACAAGGAGUAUGCUGAGCAGCAGUACGAAAUGCAGCGGCAGUCUCCGGUCUCUGACUUUGAUAAAAACAGACUGAACAACAAUCCAGCGAGAAUGUGGGAUCUUUUCUACAAGAACAACACAGCCAACUUUUUCAAGAACCGCAAGUGGCUGCAGCAGGAGUUUCCCAUCUUGUCCGAGGUGACCAAGGAGGAUGCUGGCAAGAUUACAAUCCUUGAAAUCGGUGCCGGUGCGGGUAACACUGCUUUUCCUAUUCUCGCUUCCAACAAGAACCCAAGCCUUAAGGUCCAUGCCUGUGAUUAUUCGAAGCAGGCCGUAGAGGUCAUGCGGACCCAUGAGUCCUACAACCAAGACCACAUGCAGGCGGACGUCUGGGACGUGACGAGCGAUGAGCUCCCGCCAGGUCUUGAGGAAGGGACCGUUGACGUUGCUAUUCUCAUCUUCAUCUUCUCGGCUUUGGCCCCCAGCCAGUGGAACAAGGCGGUUGCCAAUGUCCACCGUCUACUUAAGCCAGGCGGCCAGGUCUGCUUCCGAGACUAUGGAAGAGGUGAUCUCGCCCAGGUUCGCUUCAAAAAGGGUCGCUACCUAGAUGAAAACUUUUACGUGCGCGGCGACGGUACCCGUGUUUACUUCUUCGAAAAGGAGGAGCUCGAGCAAAUUUGGACCGGCAAGACGCAAGAAGCGUCGGAAGUCGCCAAGGCCGAGUUCAAUGUUGACGACCUCGGCGUUGACAGGCGCAUGCUCGUCAACCGAGCCCGCAAGCUGAAGAUGUACCGAUGCUGGAUGCAGGGUCGGUUCACGAAGAAAUGA